AGAAAACGUAAUUCAUAUACUACCGUUUUAUCCAAAUUUCAUUGUAUUCAUCUUCUUUCUUUACCACCAAAGAAAUUUUUAUUUCCAUGCUGUCGAAAUAGUCUAGCCGAAAUUCGUUCAUUUCAGAAAAGAGCUGAGGCUAAUACAUGACCUUUUUGUGUGAACGCCAUAGCUGACCGACUGAGAAUAGACAAAGAAAUAUGUUAUUCUAAUGAAAGAUUUCACGGUAAAGAGUUUGCUGAAACAAUUUUGUUAAAUUUCUGAGAAAGAAAAUCGCGUUUUAGGACGCGUAAGUGGUACUUUUGACCAGUCAAAAGACUCUUUGUUUUUCCCUCCAAAAUUCAACAUUCAACAUGCCGCUUCUACGAAGACAGCCUUUCAUAAGAGAAAAUCCACCACCGGAUCUUGAGCCUGAUGCCGAAGUAUUUUAUUGUCGAAUUACCAAAGAAGUUUUCACAGAUUAUGAGAAUUUUUUUGAAAGAAUAAUUCUGUGUAACAGUUUGGUAUGGUCUUGUUCUAUUACUGGACGAUCUGGAUUAACAUACCAGGAAGCGGUUGAGUGUGAAGAGAAGGCCAGAAAAAACUUAUCAUCGUUUCCUCGUCAUCUGCAGAAACCAGUUCUGUUUUUGGCCACUAAAACACAUCGCAGUCGACUUAACGAUCUAAAUGAUGACAUCUUUAUUUUUACUAAAGACAGAUAUUUUGUUAGUGAAGUGGUUGAUGUUGUUAUGCAACAAAUUAGACGUACAUGUGAAAUUAUUAAAGUUAUUCCACCACCAGUCAAUAGUAGAAAGAAUGGAGAUGUUAUUGUCAUUGAUGGCGAAGAUGACGAAAGUAAUGACAGUGAGCCAGUCGAUAAACCAAAUAUGGGUCCAAAUGCUCAGAGGUUUAAAUAUGUUGUUAAAGAAAAGACAGGAGGAGCUACUUCAACUGUUAAAGCAGCUCAAGUCAGUCGAAAAAGAAGUUUGUAUACAAGAGAUAAGAACAAGUUGUUUUUAAAACUACACUGUGAACCUGUUGAUGGCAUGUGGAAAGUCAAGGAGGAAGCUAUACAGAAAUUUAAAUUACAAAGCUAUAGUUUUGGGGAUUUCUUUGCUGGACCUUUGCCAUGCUUUGCUUCAACUGUCCUCAAAAAGAAGGCUGCAUUGAAAAGAUCUGAAUCUAGUAAAAAUGAGGGACCAGCACCCAAGAGGUCCAAAUCUAAAUCAAAAGAUAUUUCAAAAGAUCUUGCACCUAAACCAAAUCCAUUCCUGGCUGAAUUUGGAGUAGAUCAAGCAACAUUUAUGAACUUAACCCCAGAAGAGAGAGUUGAGUUAAAAGAAAAGGUUAAAGAAGAGAAGUUGGCUGAGAAGAUGGCCAAGAAGGAAGAAAUGAGAAAGAAAAUGGAAGAAAUAAGAAAUAAAAGAAAGGAAGAAAAGGCCAAGGAAAGAGAAGAACAAAGGAAGGAGAAAUUACAGCAAUUAGAAAUUAUGAGAGAAUAUAACCGAGUUAGAGAAGAUCUGGAAUGUGAUGAUCUAAAGCUGAUGCCAGAGUUUACACCAAUAUCAACUAGAUUAUCAAGUGAACUAUUUGGUGAAGCCAUACAUGUUUUGGAAUUUACUCAUUGUUUUAAAAGCAUGUUUGACUUCAAACAAUUCUUUCCUAAAGGUUUUACAUAUGUAAUGUUAGAAUCAGCACUGUUAGAUAAUGAUACUGAUGGACCGCUAUGUGAUUUACUACAGAUGUUAUUAGUAGCUAUAUUUACUCUACAAGAAGAAGAAGCCGAAGAAGUUUCUGAACUCGAGAAUCAACUUAGUUCUAAUGCUAGAGAAGAAGAUAGAAUAGCUGAAUCAUUAUCUAAUCAACUAAUAGACCAAGCUACAGUUAUAGCUAAAAUACCUCAACAAACACAUGGUAUGCCUCUAAAGAAAAUGGUGCUGGAUCAAUUCACUCUAUCUGAGAUAUUACGACUACACUUGAUGUCUGCAGGAUCAAAAACAACCGUUAAAAAUGCUAGAUUCCGUUAUCAACAACGGGGUGGUUACACAUCGCAAGAUGAUCCUGGGUUAGAUCUGAAGAUAUCAGAUUUAGAUUUAUUAAAAUCAUUGUCUGUAGAAAAUGUCUAUGAUCUUCUUCCAGUCCAGAAAUUAAAACUGAUAAACACAUUGCUGCAACAGAUAUUAUCAUACGCUGCUAUUCGUGAUUUAAUUGAUGAAAGUCAGGAAAAGUUAAGAACAAUGAGAUAUGAUUUAAAACAACUACAGUGGGCUGAACAACGAAGAGAGCGAGAAGAAGCUGGUGCCAGAUAUAGACAGAAACAAGAAGAAAGAAUGAAGGAAAGAGAAAAAAGAAUGAAGAUGCUUUUGGAGAAAGAACAAAAUUUAAAAGCUAAAGGGACCAGUGAAGAAGGAAAUAUUACCGACCAAAAUGAAAACAAAAUGGAAGAUGAAGUGACUGAGGAAGAAAAAGAGGCUCAAAGAAUAAAGGAACAAGAAAAAGAAGCUAAAAAGAAGGCAGAAUUUUAUAAGAAGGAAGCUGAUUUUAUGAGUAAUUUAUUAGAAGUACAACAGAUGAAUGCUAUAUAUCCAUUAGGUAGAGAUAGAAUGUACAGGCGAUAUUGGAUAUUUAGAAGUAUGCAAGGGAUAUUUGUAGAAGAUAGUGAAUUAUAUCUAGGGGAUGCAGAGAUCAUUCCAGGAUAUCAGAAUCCAAAUGGGUUUGACCCAAAUAUCAGUGACGACAAAAUUCCAUGUCUGGAACUUGAGGGCGAUAAAAAUAACACUAGUAGUGAUAAAGAAAAUGACUUGUGUCCCGAAAACGCAGCCAAUGGCAAGGGAGAAAACUGUAUUGUUAUCAGUGAUGAUGAAAGUAAAUCUAGUGAUGCCGUUAUUUUAGAUGCACCUCCCGUCAUAGAUAGUGUGGCAGCUAAACAAAUCAUGGAACGGCCAAAAUGUCCCUGGGCAUUUGUGGCUCCAGGUAAAUUGGACCAACUAUUAGACUGCUUAAAUUCACGGGGGGUUCGAGAAAGUGGUCUUAAACAAAAUAUCAUGGAAUUGAAACCAGUUAUAAGUAAAUCAUUAGACAGUUGUCCCACCGAUGAGUUGUGUUUAUCCAGUGAAAAUGUAGAAGAGGCCAGAUUAAAAGCGUUAUCAUUAACACGUGGUAUCGCCAGUAAAAAGGCAGCUCAAGACACAGUCAAAAGAGAAACGGCAGAAAUGGAAAUUGAACUAAAUCUUCGAGAUGCCAUAUUGGACCUAGAAGAGAGAAUGUUUUGUGGUAGUUUAGGUUUUGUGAAGGUUGCUGAUAGAUUUGCAUGGAGAAGUCAGAUACAGUCUACUGAAUUUAAACACGGGUUAAUUAAUGGUGAUAAUACUAAUAAUGAAGAUUCUGAAACUGUGGAAGGUUGUAAAGUAAAAGAAUUACGUAAAGCUUUGUAUGAUAUAUCAGAAGGUGUUGAUCAUAGAUAUCUAUCACAACCUCUUAAAGAAGGUGACCCUAAAAAGAAAGGAUCGGCUAAAGAUAGAAAGAAGAAAAAGGUAAAAGAAGAAGAAAAGAAUGAUGGAGAAGACAGUGAUGAUAGUAAAGAAGAAGAUAAGAAGAAAGGUUUAUUUGAUAAAUGGCAGGAAUCACUGUUAAAUGUAACUAGUUUAUCUCAGAUCUGUCUACAUUUAUCUACAUUUGAGAAGAGUGUUAUGUGGGGUAAAUCAGCUCUACAUGCUCGAUGUCGUAUAUGUCGACGUAAAGGUAAUGAAGAAAGAAUGUUAUUAUGUGAUGGAUGUGAUCGAGGUCAUCAUAUGGAUUGCUUAAAACCACCAGUAAAGAAAGUACCUGUUGGUGAUUGGUACUGUCCUAACUGUCGACCUAAAGAAGUUAUACGCAGUCCUCGUAAAGGUAGAAGACAGACAUUUACAGAAGAGGAAGAUGAUAAGGAAGAGGAGGAAGAAGAAGAAGAAGAGGAGGAGGAGGAGGAAGACGAAGAAGCAGAGGAUGGUGAUGAAGAAGAAGAAGAAGAAGAAGAAAGUAGUGACGUUGAUGAAGAAAGUGAAGAAGAAAAUGAAGAGGACAUGUCAAUAGAAGAAGGAGAUGAUAAUGAUAAUGUUUGUUCUGUCUGUAAUAAGCAAGGCAUGUUGAUAUGUUGUGAUUGUUGUCCUAAAUCUUAUCAUCUUACAUGUGCUCAACCUCCAUUAAAGAAAAUUCCACGUGGAAAAUGGAUGUGCCAGAAUUGUCUUGGUUUAAAUAAAGUUGGAAAAGUUAAAAUCGGCAAGAAAGUCAACUCCAAAUCUAGUCUAUCUGUACUUUCGAGGGAUAGUCCAAGACACAGUCCAGCUUCUACACCAAGAUCCUCAACUAAAGGUGAUUCAGAUGAUGAGACACCAUCUAGAUCCACUAAAUCAAAACGUACUACACCUAGAUCCCAAACAGAAGAUAGUGGUAAAAAAAGUAAAAGUAGUACCAUUAGUCGUGGUAACACUAAAAUACAACAUAUAAAGACAGUAGAAGAACUGGUAUCUGAUUUAAUUAAACAUGAUGAUGCCUGGCCAUUCUUAAAACCUGUCAGUAAAAGAGAGGUACCUGAUUAUUAUAAAGUUAUAAAGGAACCUAUGGAUUUCCAGACAAUCAGAAACAAAAUCCACAAGUUUGAAUAUACAGAACCUAAUCAGAUCCUAGAUGAUAUACGACUUAUCUUCUUCAACUGUGUGGAAUAUAAUAAUCGUAAUACUCCCCAGUAUAAAUCAGGUUCAAUACUAAAUAAAUAUUUCCAAAAACGGGUCAAAGAGCUCGUUAUUGAUGCAGAUGAUUAUACCUCACCGACGGGUAAAAAAUCUAAAAGUCAUUAAUAAAAUGUUAUUGUAAAGUAUAUACAAUGUGUAAAGAUUUUAAUUUAAAUAGUUUUGAGUUAUUUCAUUGUUUAUUUGCUACAUUUAGGCAUGUUAAUAUAACAUUAAGAAUAAAAUGUGUAUGUAGAAAAGA
Molecule: messenger RNA, 4947 nt
Organism: Patella vulgata (common limpet)
Lineage: Eukaryota; Metazoa; Mollusca; Gastropoda; Patellidae
Product: bromodomain adjacent to zinc finger domain protein 1A
Exons: 25
Coding region: 354-4814 (1486 amino acids)
Biological process (GO): chromatin remodeling
Molecular function (GO): protein binding
Source: RefSeq, a predicted model, not a curated record